Messenger RNA from Syzygium oleosum, 783 nucleotides. Its product is annotated as histone H2B-like. The coding region runs from base 95 to 526 and encodes 143 amino acids. Gene Ontology annotation, cellular component: nucleosome. The record is from RefSeq and is a predicted model, not a curated record. Gene Ontology annotation, biological process: nucleosome assembly. Gene Ontology annotation, molecular function: DNA binding; structural constituent of chromatin; protein heterodimerization activity. NCBI's taxonomy places the organism in Eukaryota, Viridiplantae, Streptophyta, Magnoliopsida, Myrtales, Myrtaceae. The transcript has a single exon.
GUCUUCAUCCCCGUCGCGUAAUCAAAGCCAAAGCUUAUCCCCCUCUCUCUCUCUCUCUCUCUCUCUCUCUCUCUCUCUCUAGAGUCGAUCGGCGAUGGCGCCGAAGGCGGAGAAGAAGCCGGCGGAGAAGAAGCCGGCCGACGACAAGAAGGCGGAGAAGGGGCCCGCGGAGAAGAAGCCGCGGGCGGAGAAGAAGCUGCCGAAGGAGGGCGUGGGGGCGGACAAGAGGAAGAAGAAGGCGAAGCGGGGCGUGGAGACGUACAAGAUCUACAUCUUCAAGGUGCUGAAGCAGGUGCACCCGGACAUCGGCAUCUCCAGCAAGGCCAUGGGCAUCAUGAACAGCUUCAUCAACGACAUCUUCGAGAAGCUCGCCCAGGAGGCCUCCCGCCUCGCCCGCUACAACAAGAAGCCCACCAUCACCUCCCGGGAGAUCCAGACCGCCGUCCGCCUCGUCCUCCCCGGCGAGCUGGCCAAGCACGCCGUCUCCGAGGGCACCAAGGCCGUCACCAAGUUCACUAGCUCUUAGGUUUUUCAAGGGGGAGUUGGGGUGGAGAUUGGGAGCGUUCCUCCUUUUGGGGGGUGGUGGAUUUGGGUUUCGAUUCGAGAUGUAAAGGGCUAGGGUAGGGGUGGUAGUUUGGUUAGGAUUCAUCUAUGUGCAUUUUCUCUUUGGAUUUUGUGAUUUUUUCUUCUUGGGCGAAAUCAGAUGGAAUCUUUGUGGCAACUGCUAAAGUUUGAAAACUUUUAUCGUUCUCAAUCUGAAUUUUUACGCUAUUACUUCUUUGA